CAGACCUGUGCGAAACAAAAGCACUUCUCUCCCCACGUUUAACGCCUUCAAAGCACGUCUUAAAGCUGUCAAAGGAAACAAGGAGUUACUCGGCAGAGUCGCAGAUUACACAGGAUUACAGCAGCCCUUAGACAAAGUUGGGCUCUGUUGUCUUGGCUUUGGUGGCAAGAGCAGGAGUGGCUUGAUCCUAAAGCAGCUCUUCAGAUCAGAUUUCACCCAAACCAGCUGUGAGAAGGAGCUUUGCCUUUUCUCCCCUCUCUCCUUCUCUCCAUAUUGUAAACGCGCUCCUGACAUCCAGAAAGAAAAAGGGGAGUGACGGAGAGAGUUCCCGAAGGAAUUUUCCUUCUCCUAGGCAAGAAUUGAAAAAGUCAUCAGAGUCUAGAGAACAGCGGCGAGGAUGGAUGAUCAGCCCCGGUUGAUGCACUCCUCUCACGGGGUGGGCAUGGCCGGACACCCCGGCCUGGCGCAGCAUAUGCAGGAUAGCACGGGAGGAGCGGACGGCGAGGGAAGAAAACAGGACAUUGGAGACAUAUUACAACAAAUCAUGACCAUAACCGACCAAAGUCUGGACGAGGCACAAGCCAGGAAACAUGCACUGAAUUGUCACAGAAUGAAGCCGGCUCUAUUCAACGUCCUUUGUGAAAUAAAAGAAAAAACAGUACUCAGUAUCCGUGGAGCUCAGGAGGAGGAGCCACCAGAUGCUCAGCUCAUGCGAUUGGACAACAUGCUGCUAGCCGAAGGCGUGUCCGGACCUGAGAAAGGAGGCGGGUCGGCUGCAGCAGCAGCCGCAGCUGCCGCGGCAGGUGGUGGCGGGCCCGAUAACUCGGCCGAACACUCUGACUACCGGGCCAAGCUGUCCCAGAUCCGUCAAAUCUACCAUACAGAAUUGGAGAAGUAUGAGCAGGCGUGUAAUGAGUUCACCACCCAUGUGAUGAACCUGCUGAGGGAGCAGUCUCGCACUCGGCCCAUCUCCCCCAAAGAGAUUGAGCGCAUGGUGAACAUCAUCCAUCGCAAGUUCAGCACCAUCCAGAUGCAGCUCAAGCAGAGCACCUGUGAAGCGGUCAUGAUCCUGCGCUCCCGCUUCCUAGAUGCCAGACGAAAAAGAAGAAACUUCAAUAAGCAAGCCACAGAGUUCCUGAAUGAAUACUUCUACUCCCACCUCAGCAACCCGUACCCCAGCGAAGAGGCCAAGGAGGAGCUGGCAAAGAAAUGCUCCAUUACAGUCUCACAGGUAUCCAACUGGUUUGGAAACAAGAGGAUCAGAUAUAAGAAAAAUAUUGGAAAAUUCCAAGAAGAAGCCAACAUGUACGCCGCCAGAACCGCCGUGACCGCAACCAAUGUCUCCACCCACGGCAGCCAAGCCAACUCGCCUUCCACACCAAAUUCAGCAGGGUCUGCUGGCUCUUUUAACAUGAACUCCGGGGACUUGUUCAUGAGUGUGCAGUCUCUGAAUGGGGACUCGUAUCAGGGGGCCCAAGUCGGGGCCAACGUUCAGUCACAGUUUGUGACUCACUUCUUGCAAAAGCGUGUUUAUAGUGAGGGAAUUCGUCAUAGUCGCUCUCGUUUAGAUUUCACGACGGGGUUUGUAGACGGUAACCUACAUCUUUGCAUUCAGAUAUGCGUUGUAUUUUUAAAUAUGCACUUUAUAAUUUUGUCUUUCGUUUUUUCCUCACGAAAGGCGAACGGAGGCUGGCAAGACGCCCCAACACCCUCCUCAGUGACCUCACCCACGGAAGGACCCGGGAGCGUCCAUUCUGAUACCUCCAACUGAUCAGCACCAUCCAUCCAUCCAUCCAUCUAUCCAUCCUCACAGCGCGUGGGAUCUUCAGACUGCUCGCGCUAAAGAUCCAGCAAUCCACCCUCCUCAGAUUUGGAUUAACGUCCCACACGGUCACACACAAUCAUGCCAUACUACCGUGGAACAUUGGGAUAUUUUACAAGAUUUUAGAAAACAAUUAUGAAUUUAAAAAUGAAAAAAAAAGAUGUGUUUGUACAGUUUUCACAGUGUAUUUUAGGUGGCACAGGGCGACUAACAAACCUGUGACUGUUUCAGUCUUAUGAGGCAAUUGUUAAUGAUGGAACAACCAGUCGUUGUGUUUCAAUUUAAAUGCUUCAUUCUACCUCUCAGUAAAAAUAAAAAAAAUUACAAAAAAAAAAUACAUAAAAGAACAGUCCUUGUUUUCUAAAAACAAAAAAUUGUAUCACUUGAUAUAGUGCUUGAGAGGAAGCUCUCCUUAUCGGUACGGUCAAUUCUUAUUGCUCUUUUGUUUGUUCAUAGUGAUAUAUUGACUACUUGUUUUUGUUUGUUUAUUGUUUUUUCAUUUAGCAUUUUUCAAAAGACCUUCCAGUAUCAAUUCAGCUAUAUUCAAGUAUUUCUUUUGAUUAUUUUUGCCCAAUAAAACAGAUUGUUCUUAUACAUCUUUGUGUAAAACGUGAAAUAGGAUGUGUGGAGGUCACUCAUACCAUUUCAAAGCUGAUUAUCAUAUUUUCCCCAUAAAAGCCAUCAAAAGAUGUCCAUUAGAUAAAGGAACAGGCUUACGUUUAUCGUAGAGAGCAGUCCAAACAACUCUGUUGUCGUAGAUUUCAUUUGGAGUCAUUUCCUCACUCUGUUUGUUUUCGAGGACACUGUCGAUGAAAAUACAACUGAUUCCGGAAAUGGUGGAAGCAUCAAGUCAUUAUGGUCUAUAAUGACAUUUCCUCCCCGCUUUCACUUCAGAUUGCUUUCAAAUGCUCCCUUAUUCCCUCUCUCCCUUAAGUGAAGGAAUUUGACAUAAAGAGCGAUAUUUUGGUUUAUACAGACAGAUGCCCUUUACUACUCCAAAUCAUUAAAAACAAGCACUAAUGCUCUUUAUUGUUUUGAAUUAGUUGAAUUAGUUUACCAUUUUUAUUUCUUAUUAUCUUAUGUUCACUUGCAAAAACCUUGAGGGUUUCAUCAAAAGGCCAUGUCUUAACAAAUGCUAACCUGACAUCUUGUUUUCCCUGUAAUUACAAGUACGAGAGCCAGCUGUAAGUGUACAGAUUUAGAAACGAGCACUGUACUUUUAACAUUACAGCCGAGUGUUACUGGUCACCAAAAUCCUUUGUGUAAACGCUGUAAAAGAAUAUGAAUAGCUGGUCAAACAUAAUGAGCUUUUUUCUCAAUUUUCUGUAGCGUUUGUAAGGAUGUCAGAAAUUAAGAUACGCAACAUACAAGCGAGUCUUUUGGCCAAUCUGCAUUGCUGAUGCCACUGUUUCCAUUGUGAAAUCAUGACAGAUGUAGCUCUUCUGCCUAAUUGAAAAAAUUAUCUUGAAGAAUCCAAUAGUUAACUAAUUUUUGUUGAAAAUAUAUCCCUGUCUGCCGGGGCUCUGGGUAAUGAAGUUUGUUUUGCAGUACAUUGAAUCAGAUACCAUUUAAAUGGGGAAGUCAUUAAGUUAAUAAGAUUUGGACAUUUCGACGGUCACUCUUAGCUGUGUUUAUGCAGGUAAAGCGCCAUACACCCACUUUGCCCCGAACCCAGAAACCAAGUUCAGCUGCUUCUGAACAAGUUUCAAACACUGACUUGAGAUGAUCGAUCAUCUCUGCCUUGAUUUAUAUGUAUCGCUAAUAUGACCUCAGUGUCUGAUAUCAUAUUAUCCCCUUUUAGUUUGUGCUCUCUAACAAGUGUUCUACCAAAAACACCUUUUUGAACAAUUGCCAAAAAGGAAGACGCUCCGAUUUAUUUCAGAAAUGGAUUAUGGGGGGAAAUGUUUGGUAAUGUUCAUCGCUAUACACUAGCAAAACCAAAAAUGUAAAAACUGAAAGUUGCUUAUGUAUGUAUAAGAAACAGAAAUAUGUGACAGAUAUUUCAUUGCCUUUGCCUUCAAUGAUGGCUU
Sinocyclocheilus grahami is the source of this 3852-nucleotide messenger RNA. RefSeq names its product pre-B-cell leukemia transcription factor 1-like. Gene Ontology annotation, molecular function: DNA binding; DNA-binding transcription factor activity, RNA polymerase II-specific. The transcript is spliced from 8 exons. Lineage: Eukaryota; Metazoa; Chordata; Actinopteri; Cypriniformes; Cyprinidae. Bases 398 to 1771 code for a protein of 457 amino acids. The record is from RefSeq and is a predicted model, not a curated record. Gene Ontology annotation, cellular component: nucleus. Gene Ontology annotation, biological process: regulation of DNA-templated transcription.